AAAGUCGAGAAUAUUAGUGGAAAAAUGAGCAAAUUUUCAAAUGCUGUAACAAAAAACUGUUAUCUUACUUGUGGAUCUUCCUACUAUUCCCAUGGCAUAUUUUCCCUCCAAAAUCCAGAAUUACAGCUAUACAUCAAAAUCCAGAACAUAAAUUUAAGUUCUUUUCUCUGAUGAUAACAUCUCAUGAAUUUUCCUCUCAAAUUCAAAAAAACUGCUUCCCAUUCCCCUUCAUUCUCAAUUCUAAAAUGCCUCUCCACAUUUCCCACUUCAACCCCACAAACCCACAACCACCCUUUCCAAACCCUUCUCGAGAACAUCUCCAAAAAAUCCAGCAACAUUGAAUUUUCACUAGUUUCUGCACUUAAAUUCAUUUCAUCAUCCCCUUCAUUGAUCUCCAAUGGCCAACAGCUCCAUAGCUUUAUACAAAAAUCUGGGCUUGAUUCCAAUCUUUUUGUACAGAACAGCUUGAUCAGCAUGUACUCGAAAUGCGGGUCGAUUUCUUGCGCCAAAUCGAUCUUUGAUGAUUCCCUGAAGCUUGAUUCUGUGUCUUGUAACAUUAUGCUUUCUGGGUAUGUGAAAUAUGAUUUUUUGAAUGAUGCAUGUGAGCUGUUUGUGAAAAUGCCGGAGAAGAAUUGUGUGUCGUAUACGACUAUGAUAAUGGGGUUGGCUCAAAAUGGGUUUUAUGGCGAUGCGAUUGGGGUUUUUGGGAAAAUGAGGCACUCUGGUGUGGUCCCAAAUGAAGUGACCAUGGCUAGUAUUAUCACAUCUUUCGUGCAUUUUGACGGUAUUCAAAAUGUGAAAGUACUGCAUUCACUGGUGUUAAAACUUGGCCUAUAUGUGUUUGUUCUUGUUUCAACUAAUUUGGUUCACUUAUAUUGUGCGAGUUCACAGCUGGAGGAUGCUAGGAUGGUGUUUAAUGAGAUGCCAGAAAAGAAUGUGGUUUCAUGGAAUGUGAUGUUAAAUGGCUAUGCAAAGGAAGGUUUGGUUGAUUCAGCUAGGGAAUUAUUUGAAAGGUUUGUUGGCAGAGACGUGAUUUCUUGGGGUACGAUGAUUGAUGGGUACGUGCAAGUAGGGAGAUUAAGUGAAGCUUUGAGGGUUUAUCGUGACAUGGUGUGCAAUGGGUUGGGUCCUAAUGAUGUGAUGAUUGUGGGAAUAAUUUCAGCUUGUGCCCACGCAAAUGCAUCAGUCGAGGGUUUGCAAUUCCAUGGUGUAGCAGUGAAGAUAGGGUUCGAUUGUUAUGACUUCACACAGGCAACGAUAAUUCAUUUCUAUGCUGCUUGCCAAGAAAUCAAUCUUGCUCUUUUGCAGUUUGAGCAAGGAAGCAAGGACCAUAUGGCUUGUUGGAAUGCACUUAUUGCAGGACUAAUAAGAAACGAAAUGGUUGAUGAGGCCAGGCGUUUAUUCAAUGAGAUGCCCGAAAGAGAUAUUUUCUCAUGGAGCUCAAUGAUCUCUGGUUAUUCACAAAACGAGCAGCCUAAUUUGGCUCUUGAACUUUUUCACGAAAUGGUAGCUAAUAGAAUCAAGCCGAAUGAAAUCACAAUGGUCAGUGUUCUGUCUGCGGUUGCUACUUUGGGCAUUCUGAAAGAAGGUAUAUGGGCUCAUGAGUUCAUCCACAAUAACUCUAUUCCAAUGAACGACAAUUUGAGUGCAGCAAUCAUAGAUAUGUAUGCGAAAUGUGGAAAAAUCAACGCAGCCCUAGAAAUGUUUUAUCAAAUCCGAGAGAAGGCCAAAGAUGUCUCACCUUGGAACGCGAUUAUAUGUGGCUUGGCCAUGCAUGGGCACGCAGAACUCUCUUUAAGAAUUUUCUCCGACUUGCGAAGGCUUAAUAUAAAGCCCAAUUCAAUCACAUUCAUCGGAGUCUUGAGCGCAUGUUGCCAUGCUGGAUUGGUGGAAGCAGGGGAAAUGCAUUUCAAGAGCAUAAAAAGCAUAUACAAUGUAGAGCCAAAUAUAAAGCACUAUGGUUGUAUGCUCGAUCUUUUAGGCAGAGCCGGAAGAUUGGAAGAAGCGGAAGAACUCGUAAAGAACAUGCCUAUGAAAGCAGAUGUCGUGAUAUGGGGGACGCUAUUGGCAGCAUGUAGAAUGCACGGGAACAUGGACAUAGGCGAAAGAGCUGCUGAUAACUUGGCAAGGGUGGAGCCAUCUCAUGGUCCUAGUAGAGUUCUAUUGUCCAACAUUUAUGCAGAUGCAGGAAGGUGGGGUGACGCAUUUUCAACCCGGCGAGCAAUGCAAAUUGAAAAAUUGUCGAGAUCGCCAGGGUAUAGUGGUGUCGUGUAAUUUUUUGAGCUUCUUGAGUACAAAGGGAAAAUUAUCCGUUCUGAAGAAAAAAUGGCAAAGCUUAAAUUAUAAAUAAGUUGAUUAAAUAUACUUA
Olea europaea var. sylvestris is the source of this 2368-nucleotide messenger RNA. Its product is annotated as pentatricopeptide repeat-containing protein At5g19020, mitochondrial. Gene Ontology annotation, biological process: RNA modification. Gene Ontology annotation, molecular function: RNA binding; protein binding. Lineage: Eukaryota; Viridiplantae; Streptophyta; Magnoliopsida; Lamiales; Oleaceae. Bases 184 to 2274 code for a protein of 696 amino acids. The transcript has a single exon. The record is from RefSeq and is a predicted model, not a curated record.